Molecule: messenger RNA, 2778 nt
Organism: Culicoides brevitarsis
Lineage: Eukaryota; Metazoa; Arthropoda; Insecta; Diptera; Ceratopogonidae
Gene: Spg7
Product: paraplegin
Exons: 3
Coding region: 56-2404 (782 amino acids)
Biological process (GO): mitochondrial protein processing
Cellular component (GO): membrane; m-AAA complex
Molecular function (GO): metalloendopeptidase activity; ATP binding; ATP-dependent peptidase activity
Source: RefSeq, a predicted model, not a curated record
UUUAUUUUGGUCGCGAAAGUUUUUUAGCCAAAUUUCAUCACAGCUCCGUGAUAAAAUGUUGAAUAUCAAUUGUUACAAGCAAGCAAUCAACAAAUAUUUGCUAAAUUCCGUCAAGACAGUUGCCGUUAGCAGUCAAAAUACUGCGGUGCCGUCUUGUCACAAGCAGAUCCCCAGUCGACCGCUAACAAAUGUGAGUCGUCGCGAGCACAAAUUGUUUAAAAAUGAGUUGUCGGCUAUCAUAAAUUUGAUAAAUCGCUCGUAUGACAUCCCGAAGCCGGUGAUAGCACGUUUCCUUCACACGACCUGCGUGCGAAUGCGGGAGCCUUCGAAGCCGCCACGCGAUCGUGAACCCAAAGAACCGAAAAGGUCGGAACAGAAAGACGAACAAAGUAGCGGCGAUGGCAACGAUAACAAGAAAAACAACGAGGAUAAGGAGAAAAUGAUGUCGGUCGUAUCGAAAACGCUGAUAUGGAUGUUUGCGAUAUACACACUCGUAGCUUUUGCUUCACUUGUUCUGCGAGGCGGACAACGAGCUCCGAGUCCCGAUCAAAAUAUGGGUGUCAAUCGGUAUGUGUCGUGGAAUGAAUUUGUGCAUCAUAUGCUGGCAACGGGCGAAAUUAGAGAGCUUAUUGUGCGACCAGACAUGAAUAUGGUGACGAUCAUUUUGCAUGACGGAGCCAUCGUGAAGGGACGCAAGAUGUUAUCGAACGUUUUUUUCAUGGCGAUUCCCGAGUCGGACAAAUUUGAGGAGAAAUUGCGAGAAGUUGAGCGAAAAAUGGGAAUUAAAGACGAAAUUCAGGUCACGUAUGAACGGCAAUCGGCGCUGAUGGGACGACUUUUGUUCAGUUUGGUUGCUGCGGGAAUUCUAGUUGCUCUUCUAAGUCGCAUGAGCGGCAUGAAAGGACUUAAUAUGAUGGAUGGCUUUACUCAAAUGGGCCGCGCAAAGUUUACACUUGUCAAUCCAUCCGAAACAGGAAAGGGGGUACUUUUCAAAGACGUUGCCGGUUUGCAAGAAGCUAAACAGGAGGUUAUUGAGUUCGUUGAUUACCUGAAAUCGCCUGAGCGGUACCAACGUUUGGGAGCAAAAGUGCCAAAGGGAGCUUUAUUGCUCGGUCCUCCAGGUUGCGGCAAGACACUUUUGGCAAAAGCCGUGGCAACAGAAGCUCAAGUGCCCUUUUUAAGUAUGAAUGGCUCGGAAUUCAUCGAAAUGAUUGGAGGUUUGGGAGCGGCACGUGUCCGUGACUUGUUCAAAGAAGCGAAUAAACGAGCGCCGUGCAUCAUUUACAUUGACGAGAUUGAUGCCAUUGGUCGUGCCCGCGAACAAUCUGGCGCAGGAAGAAUGGGCGGCAGUAGUGGCGAGUCCGAACAAACGCUGAACCAGUUACUCGUCGAAAUGGAUGGCAUGGCAAGUAAACAGGGAGUUCUUAUGUUGGCCAGUACAAAUCGCGCUGAUGUCUUGGAUAAUGCUCUUUUGCGUCCCGGCAGAUUCGAUCGGCACAUAAUGAUUGAUUUGCCAACGCUCGAUGAACGUCGCGAAAUUUUCGAGAAACAUUUAUCGAACAUCGUGCUUGAGGAGCCUGCAUCGAAAUAUUCUGCGCGAAUGGCAACAUUGACCCCAGGAUUUAGUGGGGCAGAUAUCGCGAACAUUUGUAAUGAGGCAGCGUUGCAUGCGGCACGCACGAAAAAGAAAAAGGUCACGACAGAGGAUAUGGAAUAUGCUGUCGAGCGGAUUGUGGGUGGUGCUGAGAAACGUUCGCACUCGUUAUCGCCUGUGGAACGUCGAGUUAUUGCAUAUCACGAGUCCGGGCAUGCAUUAGUGGGAUGGAUGUUGAAAGAUUCGGAUGUUUUAUUGAAGGUAACGAUUGUGCCGCGAACCAGUUUGGCUCUCGGAUUUGCGCAAUAUACACCGAAGGAUCAGAAACUCUUUACAAAAGAGCAAUUGUUCGAUAAAAUGUGCAUGGCCCUCGGAGGAAGAGCAGCUGAAGCCUUAACUUUCAAUAAAAUUACGACGGGAGCACAAAAUGAUCUGGAAAAAGUGACGAGAAUUGCCUACGCCCAGAUUCGACAGUUUGGCAUGAAUGAUAGAAUUGGCCUAGUUUCAUUCCCAGAAGAACGUGGGGACGAAAUGGGAGACAAACCAUACUCAAAAAGUUUGCAAGCCUUAAUCGAUGAAGAAGCAAGAGCUAUGGUUGCACGUGCCUACGAUCAAACGGAGAAAAUUUUGACUGAACACAAGGAUAAAUUAAAAAUUCUUGCCGAGGCACUUCUUGAACGCGAAACCCUCAACUAUGAUCAAGUUGUCGAGUUAAUAGGUCCCCCCGCACAUGCUGCUGACAAACGCAAAGUUGAACCGAAGGAAUUCGAGGACACUCUCACAAAUUUAGGCAAAAAAGAAGAAAAUUAAAUUUAUUCAUCGUCAUCGCCGUCACUACUAGACUUAACUAAUGGUAUAAUUAGCAAACAAUUUUUAGCUUGUUUUUGUGUCCACCAUCGACCGAGUCGAUGUUCUUGUCCGACACACGCGACAAUUUUGUUACCACCAUCCAUGAAUCGCAAGUCGUUAAUAAAUCCUUCCACGGGAACGGAAAAGAGCUCCGUAAUUUUUGAAAAAUUUUCACUUAAUCGCCAAACGCGUAAAAAUCCAUCGCACGAUCCCGAUGCCACUAAAUCUGUGUUGAGCACUGUGGUAAUGGCACUGAUCCAAUUCGCGUGUCCCUUUUCUGUUGUACCAUGAGCGAGUUUUACACUCGUUAGUGGUUUCUUUUUGUUCACAUUCCA